This is a messenger RNA of Papaver somniferum (opium poppy), 774 nucleotides long. RefSeq lists its product as uncharacterized. The transcript is spliced from 2 exons. The record is from RefSeq and is a predicted model, not a curated record. The coding region runs from base 61 to 576 and encodes 171 amino acids. NCBI's taxonomy places the organism in Eukaryota, Viridiplantae, Streptophyta, Magnoliopsida, Ranunculales, Papaveraceae.
AAUCUCUCCCUCAUAAAUAAUUUGCAAAACCCCACUUCUGCACUACACGAACCCUAAACAAUGAGUUCUUCUACGCAACAAUUUGCAGCGGUAGGCGGCAGAGAAACUUCAUCUGAUAUCAAUCAACCAAGUACAUCUGAUCAUCGUUCAAUGAAGAUCCGGAGGUUAGAAAUCAAUCCAAAGAGAAUGGAUGAUAAUAACAAGAAGAAAUUGACGAAACUUCUGUUGAAUGUGACGAUCGAAAGAAGCUUAGGACCUGUUCAAGUUAUUACAUCAUCAGAGAAAAGUGUCGAGGAAUUGAUUAAAUCGGCUUUAGAGAUUUAUGUUAAAGAGAAAAGAAGACCUUUGUUGAUUGAGAUUAAUCCUAAUUCUUUUGAGCUUCAUUAUUCUCAAUUCUGCUUAGAAAGCUUGAAUCCGGCAGAGAAAUUGAUAAGUUUGGGAUCAAGGAAUUUCUUUUUGUGUUUGAAACCGACGGUGAUAGUAAAGCCCAUCUCCUGCUCCAAUGAAGCUAACCAGAAGGAAGCAAACAAGUCAUCGUAUUUUAUGUGGACUAGAUUCAUGGAUUUCCUACUGUAGAUUAGACUUUUUUUUUGUUAGGGAUGCAUGUCCGUUGUAUAUUAUUGACUGCACAUGUAAAUUAAUAUUGUAGUACCAAGAGCCAUAGAAUCGGUAGUUGGAUCUCAAUUCCAGCCUCUUUGUCUGGUGUUUUACGAUAGGUCUAUUCUAUAAGAGCCAGUUCAUUACCAUCAUAUAUCCGGAUUUUGGAUACCUUAU